UUCAUUAAAGGUCCAAUUAGUAAACAGCUUGCUAGGUUUAAAUCGACCAUUGGUGAAGAAAAGAAGAAAAUAUAUUAUAAGAUGUCACACGAUAGAUUUGGUGAUUUCAGCCAACAACAAAAUCGCAUGUAUUUUGGAACUGAAGUAAUUAAUAGAGUAUCAUUUUUAAGAGAAGAUAGUGAUUUUAUUAGCAAUGCGGUGAGUCAUCCACUGACGAGGUUUGUAUUUUUCCAUGAUACCAAUCCAUUAGUUCAUAAAGUUGGGGAAAAUAAGUUAGUGGUAUUAACGAACGGGAAUGAACAAUUAGAAUCGGGGGAAGGAGAUGGAUUUAAAGUGGGAUUGAAAAAUCAUGAAGAAUGGAAUCAAGUUAUUGAAACUUGGAAGAAUGAUAAUAAGGAACAAAGCAGUGGAUUGAGAGAUGAUGAGAAACCAACCUUAUUAUUUUUAGGAUUGAAAGAUGAAAGUGUUGGAUUGAAUUUAUCCAAAGUUAAAGCAGCAGAUAUUGAAAAAGAAGAUGAGGAUCACGAAAUCAAUGAACAUUAUUUAGAUCAUCAGGGAAGAUAUCAAGGAAUACCAUAUUUUGCCGUUGAUUUGACUCAAUCACCCAAAUUGGUUGAAAUGAUCAAGACAUUUUUCGUGGAAGAAAAUAGUCAGUCAGUUGAUAAGAGCGAUUUAUUUUUCAGUUUAUCAAGAAAACACUAUUUUGGAUUCAAUGAUGUUGAAGCUACGUUAUACUCGCACGGUAAGAUGUUUUUAGACUGGUUAGGAAGAAAUCGAUUUUGUCCAGGGUGUGGAAGUAAAGUUAUACCUAUUCACGCCGGAGGAAAAUUACAUUGUACCAACGACAAACAUGAAACCUAUAAAGAAGAAGGAGAAACCAAGACCAAAUACGAUUGUCCCGUUAAGAACAAGCGAGUCUCCAAUGUCUCCUUCCCGCGUACCGAUGCGGUUGUGAUUACUGCAAUCACCAACCAGGACAAGUCCAAGAUCUUGUUAUCCAAACUGAAGAGGUAUGCCCCGACCAAUAUCUAUGCAUGCACCGCCGGAUUUCUCGAACCCAGCGAGACGGUAGAAGUGGCCACCAAAAGAGAAAUCUGGGAAGAAACUGGGGUGGUUUGUCUGGACAUCAAGAUAUUCAUGACCCAACCAUGGCCGUUCCCGGCAAACCUAAUGAUCGGAUGCAUUGCCACGGUGGACUUCAAUGGCAUCAACGAACAGAUCUACUUGGGCCACGAUCGAGAAUUGGCAGAUGCCCAGUGGUUUGACACCGACUUUGUUAAAAAGUUGAUCUACGAUGAUCCGGGCACCGACGCAAACCCCGACGGCAUCACCUUGCCUACUCCGGAGAGCAUUGCAUACCAAUUGAUCAAGGCAGUAGUCGACCAGCCCAAGGCCAGCAAGUUCUAACCCUACCCUACAUACCUUAUAUACCUUAUAUACCCUACAUACCCUACAUACCUUAUAUACCCUACAUACCCUACAUACCCUACAUAUAUAUUUAGAUUACAAUUACAUGCACUUACAAACCCGUACCGCGGUUUCGCAAUAAUUGCAGCCAUCUCCCCUCAUCUUCAUGGAUUCAGCCAAUCCUCCACCUCCCCCAUAUUCAGCUUCACGUCCACAGCUUCAGCUUCACUUUAACAGUCACUUCAACAGCUCCAGCUUCACAGUUUCAUGGUGUUUCAUAGGUUAGCCAUAGUACUGCUAAUACCGUAGGUGCGGCACCGGCAGCCUACGUCACCGUCCCGCUAGCAGGGGCCUGGGCACGCCCGUACCAACGGGAAACUACCGAAAUUUCCUGAAAAAAAAAAAACAAAUAAAACAGGGAAAAUCCGCUAACAAAACAAAAAAAAC
Hyphopichia burtonii NRRL Y-1933 is the source of this 1854-nucleotide messenger RNA. RefSeq names its product NAD(+) diphosphatase. Gene Ontology annotation, cellular component: cytosol. Lineage: Eukaryota; Fungi; Ascomycota; Pichiomycetes; Serinales; Debaryomycetaceae. Gene Ontology annotation, molecular function: NADH pyrophosphatase activity; metal ion binding. The transcript has a single exon. The record is from RefSeq and is a predicted model, not a curated record. Gene Ontology annotation, biological process: NAD+ catabolic process; NADP+ catabolic process. The coding region runs from base 82 to 1407 and encodes 441 amino acids.